UGGCUCCACGCAUCCAGCACCAGCAGCCGCCUCACUGCUAUCAGACUCGGGAGGAUUUAGUGUUAAAAAAAACCCUAGGAGGAGGGGUGGUGGGGAAGAAAAUAAAGGAAACGGAAGCCAACCAAAAGAGUAAUAGUAGCAGCAGCAGCACCAGCAGAGGGACCCUCCUCCUCUGAUCACCCCGGCUUCUCCUGCUCACUGCACACUCAUAUUAUAUAGGGAGCUACAGUCUAGGGAGCCGGAGACUGGAGGACUUAUUGGGACCAUGCAUUCCUGCCUACCCUGUACUCUGCCCAUGUGUGCCACCUCUCCCGGGAUUAUCGCAUUCACCGGCUGGAUUCUUCUAUUCACUACCUUUGUGCGAAUAUCUUUGGGAUCCUCAUUCCUGACAGGCUCUGUGGCGAAAUGUGAAAAUGAAGGCGAAUCCCUGCAAAUUCCAUUCAUCACUGAUAAUCCGUGUAUCUCCUGCCUGUGUCUGAGCAAAGAAGUGACCUGCAAGAGAGAGAAAUGUCCAGUGGUUUCCAAGGACUGUGCUCUGGUUAUUAAGCAGAGAGGAGCUUGCUGUGAACGCUGUAAAGGUUGCAAUUCCCAUGGCUAUCUAUACAACAGUUCCAUGAAAUGGCAAGACACUUCUCAACCCUGCAUGACUCUACAGUGCCAGGAAGGAGUUAUAACGGAAUCUGAAGUUCAGUGUUUAGUUCACUGUAUGAACCCAUUAAAACAGUCAGGAUUAUGCUGCCCUACAUGUCCAGGUUGUGUAUAUGAAGGCCAACACUAUAAAGAAGGAGAUGAAUUUCAGCCAGAAGGAAACAAAUGCAUAAAGUGCUCCUGCAUCGGAGGCAGGACACAGUGCAUUAAAGAAGUCUGCCCCAUUCUCUCAUGCCCCCAGCAUCUCAGUCACAUUCCUACUGGACACUGUUGCCCAAAAUGUAUAGGCCAAAGAAAAGUGUUUGACCUGCCUUCUGGCAGCUGCUUGUUUCGAAGUGAUGUCUACGACAAUAAUUCCAGCUUUAUGUAUGACAGCUGCACGACAUGCACGUGCAGGGACUCUACUGUAGUCUGCAGGAAGAAGUGUUCUCCUGCUGGAAGUUGUAGCAAUGGGAAAGAGCACUGCUGUGAUGAGUGUGUCUCCUAUGUGCCUGCUGAAGAAGUGAAAGUCUGCAAGUCAGGAAACAAGAUAUUUAGGGAUGGAGAGAUGUGGUCUUCUGUCAACUGCACCAUCUGUUCUUGUGUGAAAGGCAAGACAGAAUGUCGCAAGAAGCAAUGCAUUCCAGUCAACAGCUGCCCCCAAGGCAAAAUAUUGAAUAGAAAAGGAUGCUGUCCUAUUUGCACUGAAAAACCUGGAGUAUGUACUGUAUUUGGAGACCCCCACUAUAAUACCUUUGAUGGACGGACAUUCAAUUUUCAAGGAACAUGUCAAUAUGUUUUGACCAAGGACUGUUCAACGUCUACCUCAUCGUUUCAAGUGUUAGUAAGAAAUGAUGCUCGGCGCACACACUCUUUUUCCUGGACAAAAACAGUGGACUUGGUAAUGGGAGGGAGCAGUAUUAGUCUUCAGCAGCAUCUCACAGUGAAAUGGAAUGGAACACGGAUCUCACUGCCUUAUGAAACACCCCAAUUUCAUAUAGAUCUUGAUGGUUACCUUCUAAAAGUGACUACCAAAACAGGUUUGGAAAUAUCUUGGGAUGGAGACAGCUUUGUGGAAGUGAUGGCAGCUCCUCAUCUAAAAGGAAAACUCUGUGGUCUGUGUGGUAACUACAAUGGACACAAAAGAGAUGAUCUCAUAGGUAGUGAUGGGAACUUCAAGUUUGACGUGGAUGACUUUGGUGAUUCGUGGAGGGUGGAAUCUAAUGAGUUCUGUAACCGCCCUCGUAGGAAGACUGCACCAGAAUUAUGUCAAGGGACUGUAAAGGUGAAACUUAGAGCUCACAGGGAAUGCCAGAAGCUAAAGUCCUGGGACUUCCAAAACUGUCACUCCACAGUUGACUAUGCCAUAUUCUACAAGUCGUGUGUGACAGACAUGUGUGAAUGCCCAGUUCAUAAAAAUUGCUACUGUGAAUCAUUAAUUGCUUACGCCAGAGCAUGUUUAAGAGAAGGUGUGAAAGUUCACUGGAAACCAGAAAAUAACUGUGCAGCAAUCCAAUGUAAACAUGGAGCAGUAUAUGACACCUGUGGUCCAGGAUGCCUUAAGACAUGUGAAAACUGGAAUGAAAUUGGUCCGUGCAGUAGACCUUGUGUGGCUGGCUGUCACUGCCCUGCUAAUUUAGUACUUCACAGAGGAAAAUGCAUCAAACCAGCUCUCUGUCCACAGCGGUGACACAAAUCUUUCAUCAAGAACUCUUAAAUGCUGAUGGGUUUUUUUUUUCAAAGCUCUCAGCCAAUGAAGGACUCGACUGUUUGAACACAGAACUUGUAAAAUUAUUAAAUGCCGACACAUUCACACACAGAAACAAGCAACUAAUAUAAAUAUGAUAUAUAUAUAUAUAAAUAUAAAUACAAAAUUAUACAUCAUUUAUAUAAGCAAAGAAAGACAAUUUAUUAUAUGUAUAUUUUUUGCUAUAAGGUUUAUGUAUUAUUUUUUAGGUUUUUAUCCUUUAAACUAUUUGAACAAUUGUAUAAAUAAAACAGAUGUUUCUAAUUUAAUAUGGUGGCACAGGAAAGUGUUCUAACUGGCUUUGCCAUUUCUAAAGCUCUACAUUUUUUUUUACAAAAAUACUUUUUGUGGCAGAAACCUUUGCCAAAAUGGAUUUAUUUCAACAUUCAGAUUGAAUUUACAGCUGAACUUGAAACAUGCACCACUGGAAACAGAAGAUUUGCUUCGGACGCGUUGAUAGAAGAAAGUAAAGUAAACAAUUUAUCAGCUGGCUGCUGGUUGGUGACAGAAUCUAAUGACCCUGCGCUACAGUAUGAAGCUGCUUUUUGCAGCCUAUAAGUAAUGGAAUAUCAUUUUUAAGAAGAUAAGGUAUUUGGUAUCCAAAACUCGCAUUAAG
Molecule: messenger RNA, 2990 nt
Organism: Pseudophryne corroboree (corroboree frog)
Lineage: Eukaryota; Metazoa; Chordata; Amphibia; Anura; Myobatrachidae
Gene: BMPER
Product: BMP binding endothelial regulator
Exons: 15
Coding region: 266-2317 (683 amino acids)
Cellular component (GO): extracellular region
Molecular function (GO): protein binding
Source: RefSeq, a predicted model, not a curated record